Mangifera indica (mango) is the source of this 1118-nucleotide messenger RNA. Its product is annotated as cyclin-U4-1-like. NCBI's taxonomy places the organism in Eukaryota, Viridiplantae, Streptophyta, Magnoliopsida, Sapindales, Anacardiaceae. Gene Ontology annotation, biological process: regulation of cyclin-dependent protein serine/threonine kinase activity. Gene Ontology annotation, molecular function: protein kinase binding. Bases 103 to 726 code for a protein of 207 amino acids. The record is from RefSeq and is a predicted model, not a curated record. The transcript has 2 exons.
UAUGAGCCACCACCGAUAACAAUUUACACCAACGCAAACUCAAAUAACAAUAGCUUGCUGUGUCUUACAAGACACUACCAACUCAACCAAAGCCAACUGACAAUGGCGGAGCUUCAAGCCUACUUCGAACAUCAAGCCGAUUCUGUGAUGCCCAGAGUCAUUUCUAUUCUCUCUUUUCUUCUUCAACGUGUUGCUGAUUCUAAUGAUUUUAGCUGUCGUCUUCAACCCCAUAAGCUCUCUGCAUUUCAUGGCCUCACUCGCCCUACCAUUUCCCUUGAAAGCUAUCUCGAGAGGAUCUUUAAGUACGCAAAUUGUAGCCCUUCUUGCUUCGUUAUUGCCUAUGUUUAUCUUGAUCGUUUCGCGCUAAAACAGCCCUCUUUGCCCAUCAAUUCUUUCACUGUGCAUCGGUUGCUUAUAACCAGCGUUUUGGUCUCCGCCAAGUUCAUGGAUGAUAUCUAUUGUAACAAUGCGUUUUAUGCCAAAGUUGGGGGAAUAAGCACAGCAGAAAUGAACUUGCUUGAGGUGGACUUCUUGUUUGGUUUAGGGUUCCACUUAAACGUGACACCCACCACAUUCCAAACCUACUGUUCCUUUCUUCAGAAAGAAAUGUUUUUGCAAUUUCCUCUGCAUUUACCAGAUCCUCCUCUAAACAUGGACAGACAACUAAACCGCCAUUGUUGUUUCACUGAAGAUGAAUCAGCCCAUCACAAACAACUCGCCGUUUAGUCGCUUUUCUUAGAAAUUUCUACAAGUGAUUUCGUGUAGUAUUGAAAUAUUAAAGUUAAAGGGAAUAGUUUGAUUAUUACCUCAAUGUGGACCCGGUUUGAAAGGACUUACCAUCUCUAUAAAUGCAAUACAAACUGCUCAUGCGUGAUGAUUUUGUAAAUACAGUUGUUUGAAAGUAAACCGCCUAAUAGAACAAUUAGUUGGCAAUUAGACUUUUGCAUUGAAUUGUUUUUUGAAAUAAGCCGUGGACACGUAAUGUACAGAUGGGCAUUUUGUCUUUACAGUCAGGCGAAUAUGGAGAAGCUGAAAUUAAUUAAGAUCUCCAAAGUGUAAUGCUGGCUCCAACUGUUGUGGAUAUUAAAGAAACGAUACGUUUUUGGCUAAGUGUAAAA